Messenger RNA from Pelobates fuscus (common spadefoot toad), 1078 nucleotides. Its product is annotated as chymotrypsin-like elastase family member 1. The record is from RefSeq and is a predicted model, not a curated record. Gene Ontology annotation, biological process: proteolysis. The coding region runs from base 35 to 844 and encodes 269 amino acids. Gene Ontology annotation, molecular function: serine-type endopeptidase activity. Lineage: Eukaryota; Metazoa; Chordata; Amphibia; Anura; Pelobatidae. The transcript has 8 exons.
CUUAAAAAAGACCAUUAUCUGAGUGUGACUCAAAAUGUUCAGAUUCCUUCUCCUUUCGGCUCUAGUCCUUUGUGGACACUGUUUUGAAGAAUUAAGGGUUUACGAUGGAAGUUCACGUGUGGUAGGAGGAACCGACGCAAUUAAAAAUUCUUGGCCAUGGCAGAUUUCGCUACAGGUUCUCUCAGGUGGAGGUUGGUACCAUAUUUGUGGCGGAACUUUGAUCCGUUCUAAUUGGGUCUUGACAGCUGCUCACUGUGUCGACAGUUAUGAUACUUAUCGUGUGUCAUUGGGAGAUCAUAACAUUUAUGAAUCCGAACCAACUCGUCAGGUUAUCUCUGUGGACAAAGUAAUAUCUCAUGCCCAGUGGAACACCAAUGAUGUAUCAGCUGGAUAUGAUGUUGCUGUUAUUCGCUUGGCCACCAACGCCGUCCUGAACAAUGCCGUCCAACUCGCUCAAUUACCUGAGUCUAAUGUUAUCCUUGCAAACAACCAUCCUUGCACUGUUACUGGAUGGGGUUAUACCAGCACAAAUGGAGCAGUGGCAGCAGUUCUCCAAGAGGCUCCUCUACCAGUGGUGGACCAUAAAACAUGCUCUGGCCUUUUGUACUGGGGUUCAACCGUUAAGACUUCCAUGGUUUGCGCUGGAGGAAAUGGAGCUCAAUCAGGGUGUUUUGGAGAUUCUGGAGGUCCUCUUAACUGUCUAGUCAAUGGAGGCUAUGAAGUCCACGGUGUAACCAGUUUUGUUUCGUCUCGUGGAUGCAAUGCCAUACGCAAACCCACUGUGUUUACCAGAGUCUCGGCUUACACUAGCUGGAUUAAUGAUAAUAUUAAUGCUAACUCUUAAGAUGGAAUGAUGAAGCUGUGGAUAAAGGACUCAACCAACAAAUUUCACUGUUUUUCAGUAAAAUAAAGCAUUUUGUAUUGGUUACUGUCCCAUUCAUUUGAUAUACCAUGUGCAAUAAAACUUUAGUUCAUAUCAUUUGAGACAUAAACACGGUUAUUUAUUAAAUUGAGAAUCCAAAGGGAAUUUUAAAUGUAGGUUUGAAAUAGUUAAACUGGAAAAACUGCUGAUUUCACU